AUGAAAUUUUCAAUCACUAUUUUAACUGCUAUUGCUGCUACAUUAGUUGCUUCUGCACCAAUCAAUUCAACUGAAGUUGCUAUUCCAGCUGAUAUUCCAAAUGAUCCAAUUCUUGAGUCAUUAAUUGAAGCUGUCAAAGCUGACCAAGCUGCUGAAGCUGGUGCAAUUGAUGCUGAGAAAAGAGGAUGGACCAGAUAUGGAUACUAUGAACCACAAAAGAGAGAUGCUGAAGCUUCUGUUGAUGCUGAAAAAAGAGGUUGGACUAGAUAUGGAUACUAUGAACCACAAAAAAGAGAUGCUGAAGCUGAAGUAGACGCUGAAAAAAGAGGAUGGACCAGAUAUGGUUACUAUGAACCACAAAAAAGAGAUGCUGAAGCUUCUGUUGAUGCUGAAAAAAGAGGUUGGACUAGAUAUGGAUACUAUGAACCACAAAAGAGAGAUGCUGAAGCUGAAGUAGACGCUGAAAAAAGAGGUUGGACAAGAUACGGAUACUAUGAACCACAAAAGAGAGAUGCUGAAGCUUCUGUUGAUGCUGAAAAAAGAGGUUGGACCCGAUAUGGAUAUUACGAACCACAAAAAAGGGAUGCUGAAGCUUCUGUUGAUGCUGAAAAAAGAGGAUGGACUAGAUAUGGAUACUAUGAACCACAAAAGAGAGAUGCUGAAGCUUCUGUUGAUGCUGAAAAAAGAGGUUGGACUAGAUAUGGAUACUAUGAACCACAAAAGAGAGAUGCUGAAGCUGAAGUAGAUGCUGAAAAAAGAGGUUGGACUAGAUAUGGAUACUAUGAACCACAAAAAAGAGAUGCUGAAGCUGGUGUUGAUGCUGAAAAAAGAGGAUGGACUAGAUAUGGAUAUUACGAACCACAAAAAAGGGAUGCUGAAGCUUCUGUUGAUGCUGAAAAAAGAGGUUGGACUAGAUAUGGUUACUAUGAACCACAAAAAUAA
Molecule: messenger RNA, 942 nt
Organism: Lodderomyces jiufengensis
Lineage: Eukaryota; Fungi; Ascomycota; Pichiomycetes; Serinales; Debaryomycetaceae
Gene: MFALPHA
Product: mating pheromone alpha
Exons: 1
Coding region: 1-942 (313 amino acids)
Source: RefSeq, a predicted model, not a curated record